GAUAUUGAAGGUAAACAAAAACAGUGUUCCUAGCUCAUUUCGAUUUGGACUUCUCGUGGAUAUAUAAAAACCGAAAUAAACCUGGCGAUAUACGUGGAUGGACGUUAUUUAGGCAAAAGGGACGUAGAUUUUGUUGAUUGUCUAAAGGAAGACAUCGAACGCUUUUAUGAAAAGUUGCUGAAUAAUAAAUCUGUGUUAGUUUUCCCCCCUUUUCUAAGCAGAUACAGAUAUCUUGCUCACAAAACUGUAGAUGAUUUUUUUUUCCCUGAACUCUGCAGUUUUUCAAUAGGUGUUGAGGAUUCUAGACGUACUUUGGUAGGAUCAACUGACUAUAUUUUAAAGUGCUCUUUGCCAUUUAAAUGCAUACAUGAAAAGUUAAUCUAUGUGUCAGAAAAUGAAGGGAAAGAGAUAGAUUGUGUUUGUUCUGCUCGCAAGAGAUUUUGUUCGACAGUUUCUGAAGAGAAAAAUUUAUCUUUAUCAGCUAAAAAUCAUUAUGGAAUCAUGGAAAAUGUAAAAAAUAGUUUUAAAGAUACUUCUUUUGAGUCUGAAUCCUCUAAAGAAUUUCAAGCUACAUUAAGAGAUCGUCGGAAGAGGCCAGAUAAACAACUUUAUGUACCUAGAGCUCUCAGGACUAAAAAAGACUGUUCAGUUUCUGAAAAUAUAAAAGAUGGAAGUGGUGUUUCAUUAGAAAGUAGUUUUAAUGAUGUACCUUGUGAAGGUACUAAAACUGAAAGUGUGUCUGAUAUAAAUCGCUGCCAAUCCCUAAGAACUAAAAGAAAUAGUUCAGGAUGUAUAAAAGAAGAACUUUGUGAUGUAGAGAUUAAUUUUCAUGAUGUACUUUUUAAAGGUGUUAAAACUAAAAGUACCAAAAAAAAUCAGCACUCACUUGUAAGAACUGAAAGAAAAAAUUUAGUCUCUAAAAAAAAUGAAUUGAGUUUGGAACCUUGUGCUUCAGAAAGUAUUUUUCAAGAUGUACCAUUUCAGGAUGCUGAAAGUCAAAGCGCAUCUAAUGAAAAUUGUAGCUCAACACUCGCAACCAAAAAAGAUGGUUCAGUUUUUGUUCAAGAUGAAGUUAAUGACUCAGUAAACAUUUCCAAUGUUUCCUCUAGCGAUACUGUAAAUAGCUUCGAAUCAACUUGUUACCCGCCAAACGACAAGAAUUUGGUUCCUGAGCAUAUUAAUGCCGUAGAAGAAGAUAUAUGCUCUUCCAAAAUGCCUAGUGAAACUUUCAACUCUUCCAUAUUUGUGCCUGAUUUUAAAAUAAAUUCUGAGAAUGCAAACAUUAUUGAAAAAGAAGAUGGUAUCCACUCUUUUAAAGAUCAGAAUAAUGCUGCAAAUUACAGUAAAGAAAAUUUUAUUUCAUGUUAUCAACCACUCAAAGAGAGAGAUGAGGAUAGCAAAAUAUUAUCUGAAUGUAAAAAUAAAAUCUAUGAAUCUGAGCCAAAAGAAUUAACCGUAAAACAAGUUCUUCAUGAUAUUUCUCCUGAUAUAUUGCUAGUAAAUGAAGAAAUGAGUCAAGAGAAUGGUGAUAUUAAUCUUAACUCAUAUAUUUCUAAUACCGUUAAUAUUUCUGAUAAUAAUCAGUUUUGUGAUGGUGAAAGCUUUGAUAAUGCUAAAAAAAAUUGUGAUAAACCUACACCGGAUGAAGAUUCUUGGGAAACAAUGUUUAAUGAUGAUGGAGAAUGUUUAGAUCCAGAAUUUGCAAAAGAGUUGUGCAAAGUUACUGGUCGUAUGCAAAUUCAUGUGGCAAAAAAUAACUACAGUGAUUACACCCCAAUCUCUGACACAAGUUCAAAUGAAUAUGAUUGCGUUGUAGAGCUGUAUGCAUUUCCUGUUGAGUUUAAGACACAAGAUUUAGUUUCAUCUCUAUCCAUAUUUCAACAAAAUGCAUAUUCAAUUAAAUGGGUUGAUGACUGUCAUGCUUUAGCUAUUUUUAACAGUCCUACUUUAGCUAAUCAAGCUCUUCAACUAUCUAGCCAGUUUGUAAAAUUCCGCGCACUUUCCGAUGGAACUAAAGAGUCUAAAGCCAAAGCCAGGCUCUGUUCAGGUCAGCUUGAACCUUGCAGACCAAGACCUGCUACUUCUGCUGUUUUAGCCCGUCGUCUUGUUUCUGGUGCAUUGGGUUUGAAAGAUAAAACUUCAAAGGAGCAACGAGCCCUGGAAAGAAAUAUGUUAAAAGAAGCUAAAGAGAGAAAAAAACUAAAAGCAAAACAGAGACAAGACAUAUGGGAUGGAGUUGUAUUGUAAUUUAAGAAUAUUUAUUAUUUAAAGUUAAAUUUUAAAGAUAUGUAUAGGGAUUUUCUCCCUCAUUAUCAAUAAAAUAUUGAAUUAUUAUAUAAAAAUAUGUUAUAUAUGUAUGACAAAAGAAUUUUUACUAUAUCAGUAUAUAAAUAUUGAAUUCUAUAGUGUUGAGUGUACAAAAAUAAUUUUAUUGAGCUGUAGUUGGAAUGUGCAGUGUGUGUUCCAAAUUUUGAUUUAUAAAUUUAAAAAAAUAAUUUUUAUUAUUGUUGUAAUAGGUGUAUCCCACUUGUUAGCAUAAAAAAGUUUUCUUCAUAGUAUUAAAAACAGUAUUUUUUUACAACAACACUGUUAAGUUUAUUAGUGUUGGAAUAAGUGAUUAAAGAAACAGAUUAUUUUGUUAUUUUUAAAAAUGUUUAUGGUAAUUUUGUUUUUUGCACUUAGUUAUGAUAGCUAUAUUUGUUAUAUAGUUAACUAAAUUCUCGAGCAUGAUAUUUUUUUUCAAAAAUAUAUUGAAAAGAAUUACCAUUUGUCAAUUUCUGAAUUUAUUAUGACCCCCUUUAUAUAAUGACACCUAAUGUUUAAGUUUGCUGUUAUACAAUUGAAAAAUGUGUAACUUGUGUUUUAAUUUCAGUGAUUAAACGUAAUAAAAAAUCUAAAAAAGUUCAUUGAUUGCAAUGUAUAUUAAUAUUUGAUUGCUCAACAUAAAGAAUAAUUUAUUUAAAAUUAAUGAUUUACUGUUUUAACAUGAAUAAAGAUGCAAAAAGUUUAA
This is a messenger RNA of Parasteatoda tepidariorum (common house spider), 3010 nucleotides long. RefSeq lists its product as uncharacterized. The record is from RefSeq and is a predicted model, not a curated record. NCBI's taxonomy places the organism in Eukaryota, Metazoa, Arthropoda, Arachnida, Araneae, Theridiidae.